Molecule: messenger RNA, 2501 nt
Organism: Eutrema salsugineum
Lineage: Eukaryota; Viridiplantae; Streptophyta; Magnoliopsida; Brassicales; Brassicaceae
Product: cysteine-rich receptor-like protein kinase 3
Exons: 8
Coding region: 193-2175 (660 amino acids)
Biological process (GO): protein phosphorylation
Molecular function (GO): ATP binding; protein kinase activity
Source: RefSeq, a predicted model, not a curated record
GAAAAAACUCAGUUGAAACCAUUUCAGGGUUUUUCUUUUUUCGUUUGACCCAACAACCCCAAUCGAAGAAAAUCGAAAUUACACAACUUUCUCUAUCUCCAAAUCAGUUUGAAGAGAAACAGAGGAAAGAUAAAAAAACCAAAACAAAUGUAACCUUGCUCGAUUUCAAAAGAUUAAACUCAAAAACCAAAGAUGUCGAAUUUCAAAUCCAAUCUCUCUUUCUUCUUCCUACAUCUCCUCACUCUUCUUCUUCUGGGGUUUCUCUUAAACCCUGUAAUUUCCGAUUCGAGAGGAGAGACGGUGGCUCAGAUAUGCAGCAACAGAACAACGAUUCCGCAGCAGAGAAGUCUCUUCGUCACCAGUUUCCUCGCCGCCAUGGACGCCGUCUCACCACUCGUUGAAGCCAAAGGCUACGGCCAAGUGGUCAACGGCACCGGAAACUUAACCGUCUACGCUUACGGAGAGUGUAUGAAAGAUCUCGAUAAGAAAGAUUGCGACUUGUGUUUCGCUCAGAUCAAAGCUAAAGUCCCUCGUUGCCGUCCAUUUCAACGAGGCACUCGUGGUGGUCAAGUCUUCUCCGAUGGUUGCUACAUCAGGUAUGACGACUACAAUUUCUUCAACGAGACCUUAAGUUUGCAAGACCGGACGGUUUGUGCAGAGAAGGAGAUAACCGGAGUAAACCGGACUCUGUUCCGGGAUAACGCGGCGGAGUUAGUGAGGAAUAUGAGCGUGGAGGCGGUGAGAAAUGGUGGAUUCUAUGCUGGCUUUGUGGAAAGACGUAACGUGACGGUUCAUGGUUUGGCUCAGUGUUGGGAGCCUCUUAAUCGCAGUGGAUGUGUUGAGUGUCUUAGGAAAGCUUCAGAGAAGAUUGGUUCUUGUUUGGAUAAAGAAGAAGGUCGAGUUCUUAACGCUGGCUGUUAUAUGAGGUUUUCUACUCAAAAGUUUUACAACAAUUCUGGAAACUCCACAUCAGAUGGAAACGGUGGUCGUAACCGUUUGGCUGUGAUUUUGGCGGUUACAUCUUCGGUGGUGGCUUUUGUUUUGUUGGUCUCUGUCGCUGGUUUCUUGUUUAAAAAGAAACGCGCCAAGAAGCAAAGAGAGAAGAAGCAACUAGGGUCACUAUUCAUGCUUGCCAACAAAUCUAAUCUCUGUUUCUCCUAUGAGAAUCUCGAGAGGGCCACCGAUUACUUCAGCGACAAAAAUAAGCUAGGACAAGGAGGAUCUGGUUCUGUAUAUAAGGGAGUUCUAACUAACGGUAAGACUGUUGCGGUGAAGAGACUGUUCUUCAACACAAAACAAUGGGUGGAUCAUUUCUUCAACGAAGUCAAUCUAAUAAGCCAAAUCGAUCACAAGAACCUUGUGAAGCUCUUGGGAUGUAGCAUAACUGGACCGGAGAGUCUUCUUGUAUAUGAGUACAUUGCGAAUCAAAGCCUCCACGACUAUCUUUUUGUAAGGCAAGAUGUUCAACCUUUGAAUUGGGCGAAGAGGUUCAAGAUUUUACUUGGCACAGCAGAAGGAAUGGCGUAUCUUCACGAAGAGUCGAAUCUGAGAAUCAUACAUAGAGACAUUAAGCUGAGUAAUAUACUUUUGGAACAUGAUUUUACUCCGAGAAUCGCUGAUUUUGGAUUGGCUAGAUUGUUCCCUGAGGACAAGACUCACAUCAGCACUGCCAUCGCCGGUACACUAGGUUAUAUGGCGCCAGAAUAUGUGGUAAGAGGAAAACUGACUGAGAAAGCAGACGUUUACAGUUUUGGAGUUCUUAUGAUUGAAGUUAUCACAGGAAGACGUAACAAUGCCUUGUCACAAGACGCUAGUUCGAUUCUCCAAACGGUAUGGAGUUUGUACGGAACAAGCAAUCUGACUAAGGUAGUGGAUCCAAUUUUGGGGGAUAAUUUCAACGAGAUCGAAGCGUCGCGGUUGCUUCAGAUCGGGCUGCUCUGCGUUCAAGCAGCGUUUGAUCAGCGGCCUGCGAUGUCUGCGGUUGUGAAAAUGAUGAAAGGGAAUUUGGAGAUUCAAACGCCGACGCAACCGCCGUUUCUGAAUCCAGGGAGUGUUGCAGAGAUGAGAAAGAUGAUGUCUCACUCUCACACGACGGAUUCUCAUCAGCAAGAUCAGACUCAAUCUUCGGGUUCGAGGAGUAACAUCAUAUCUGAGAGUUUCUUCGAACCUAGAUGAGCUUUAGAAUCGGUUUAUAUCAAAAUCGUUUUUGAUGGAUUCUGGAAUCUGUGUUAUAUGUACAGAAACUGAGAUGUUAAUUAAUCGUGUGUAACUAAUUGAGGGUAACGUAUGAGCCACGGCAAUGUCUUAUAAGCUAGGAAGUGGACACUGUUUAGAGCUCACAUGGUGGAGGGCAGACUCCGGUUUAGUCUCUUUUUAUGAUUCGGUAGCUUUGUUUUUAGAUUAUAAUCAUAGUAAGAUUAAGAUUACAACCGUUUUUUAAUGUUUGUUACCGUUUGUUGUGUGAUUGUGUCUGUUCUUGAUUUGUAUGUUAGGUUAUAAUA